AUUACUUACUCUAUGAUGUCAACUGUCAAUUCAACAAUCAACUCAUCUGAUCUUGGAAAUUGUGUUGUGGGACGUUUAAAAUCUGCUUUUUACCUAGAAUUUUGCUGUUAGUUGAAAAUUGUACAGGUUAAAAUUCACCACCAUGAACUUAAAAUUGGUUUUAUCGGAGGAGGAAAUAUGUCUACGGCAAUAUUUCGUGGUAUAAUGAAAAGUAAUGGACACCCUCCAUCAGAAAUAUGGGUGUCGGGACCAAAUUUAUCCAAUCUCAAACAUUGGAGUGACUCAGGUGCUCACAUCACCACACGCAAUGAUGAAAUAUUUAAUAACUGUGAUAUAGUUUUUCUAGGUGUAAAACCUGAUAAGCUACAUGUAGCUAUUAGUCAAUGUCAAAAUAAUGCAAAAAAAAAUACUGAGAGAAAUGUCCUCUUUGUAUCGAUGUUGGGUGGCAUCACUAUUAAGACUUUACACCAAGCCUUAAGGACAUUGGAUAAUUAUGCAAAUGUAAGUGUAGUGAGAAUAAUGCCCAACACGCCUAUGGAGGUUGGUACAGGUGUGUGUCUUUACUCUCAUGAUGACAUUGCUACAGAAGAGCAGUGUACUGUGCUAAGAAAGCUAUUAAGCUGUUGCGGGCUCUUUGAAAAUAUUCCUGAAUCUCUUAUGAACUCAUUGGGAAUUCUUACUGCAUGUGGCCCUGCAUUUAUGUAUAUUGUGAUAGAAGCCUUAGCAGAUGGAGCUGUAAAACUUGGUGUUCCAAGAGCAAUGGCUCUACGUCACGCGUCACAAGUGGUAGCGGGCAGUGGUCAGAUGGUAUUGCAGUCUGGAAAACAUCCUGGAUUGCUUAAAGACGAAGUUUGUUCACCAGGUGGCUCUACCAUAUGUGGUGUCAGUGAACUUGAAAAUGGAAGGCUAAGGGCUACAUUAAUAGCGGCUUUGGAGGCAGCAUCUCAAAAAACUAAAAAUGUUGGUGAAAAUAAAAAGUAUGAGUAAACAUUAAAAAACUCAUACUAUAACAAUUUUAGAAUGCUUCACUGAUUUUACAUAGCAUUUAAUUUAUAUGAGUCUCAAGCAUAGGUGGUUCAAAUAAUAUAUCUAUAUAUAUAAAAAUGAAUUGCUGUUCGUUAGUCUCGCUAAAACUCGAGAACGGCUGAACGGAUUUAUCUUAUCUUGGUCUUGAAUUAUUCGUGGAGGUCUAGGGAAGGUUUAAAAGGUGAGAAAAAUUGAAUAAUUGCCGGGAAAAUCCU
This is a messenger RNA of Manduca sexta (tobacco hornworm), 1241 nucleotides long. It is a transcript of the gene P5cr, whose product is annotated as pyrroline-5-carboxylate reductase 3-like. The record is from RefSeq and is a predicted model, not a curated record. Gene Ontology annotation, biological process: L-proline biosynthetic process. NCBI's taxonomy places the organism in Eukaryota, Metazoa, Arthropoda, Insecta, Lepidoptera, Sphingidae. The coding region runs from base 178 to 987 and encodes 269 amino acids. Gene Ontology annotation, molecular function: pyrroline-5-carboxylate reductase activity. The transcript has 5 exons.